Telopea speciosissima is the source of this 1461-nucleotide messenger RNA. RefSeq names its product proteasome assembly chaperone 2. Lineage: Eukaryota; Viridiplantae; Streptophyta; Magnoliopsida; Proteales; Proteaceae. Gene Ontology annotation, biological process: proteasome assembly. Gene Ontology annotation, cellular component: nucleus; cytosol. The record is from RefSeq and is a predicted model, not a curated record. The coding region runs from base 47 to 892 and encodes 281 amino acids. The transcript has 7 exons.
GCCUUCUGUGACACUCUGAGAAUUCUCUCUAUCCCCUGACGAAGUGAUGGAAUUCGUACUGGAAGAAGGGAAAAGCCUCCACGAAGAAUGCUCCACUCUCAUUUUGCCUGCAUUAUCCAUUGGAAACGUCGGGCAGCUUGCAGUUGAUCUCUUAGUCUCUUCUAUGAGAGCGGACAAAAUCGGUUAUUUGGACGACCCCCUUGUUCUUCCCUGCGUUGGCAACGACGCCUAUGGACCUGAUCCCCAAGGCCUUCUUGCUUUACCUCUUGAAGCUUAUGAUUCUCCUUCUAAUGCAUUGACUCUUAUACAGCAAAGAUCCCCUGUUGUUAAGGGAAUGAUGGUUGAAUUUGCGAAGAAUUUGGCCAAUUUUGCAGCAUCCACUGGGAAGAAGCAUGUUAUUGUGCUUUCUAGCUUAGACUCAGGAAAAAGGCAGAAACUUGAUAUGUUAAGUGAAAUGCAGAUUUAUUACCUUUCAACUGCCAACAUGGAUGGAACAGAUAAUGAUUGUGAAAGGAUAGGGUGGAAAAAGCUGCAAGAGUACAAUCCGGUUCAAAGGAGCUGGAAGUAUCUUGAUGAUCUGGCCAAAGGAAAUUCUUUGCUAGAAGACAAUUUAUCCAUCGAAGAUGAACUAGGAGAUGAAGAUUAUUUCCCCAGUUUGCCUUUUGCUGCAAUAUUCUCUUGUUGCAAGGCAAAAGGUUUGAAGGUCACUUGCAUAUUAAGCUAUUGUUCAGAAGGAGAUAACACUCCUGAUUCUUUCCAGUUGGCAGAGGCAGCAUGCAAACUUCUGGGGCUAGGCACUGACAAUUUCAGAGGGAAUGAAGGCGGUGGAUGGGUCAUUCCAUUAUCAUGGAAGACUGUGUACGGGCCACCUCCAGAUGUGUCACUCUUCUAGGCCAGAAUGACUUGAUCAGAACAGGUAGUAUUCCCAUAGAGUACACCUUGAAUAAUUAUUUCAAAUUGGAUGAAUUUUAUUUUCUUAAAAGCUCAACAAGAUUAGGAUUGGGAAAAGAGAAAAAGAAACAUAUGGAAGAUGAUGAGAGAUGACAGAGAAUUACAGGAUGCAUACGAUAUAGUGCAUUUAGUACACCAGAAUAUCGCCCAAAAAUGAUGUCAUUCAGAAAUGAGAAUAUUUUGUAAAAGAGGGUGCACAAACAUUAGAUUUCAACUUUAGGUAUGUUUAACAUCCUUUUGUAGCCAGGGGUUUUACCCUGUAUUUAGUUGUGAUUUUCAAGUUGUAUUAAUAUCAGGUUGUUGAUAUGGGACAAGAUCACCUUUGUACUAAAAAAGGUCAAUAUUUUCUUUUAUACAUGAACGUUAUUUGUCUUUAUGAUUUAUCCGUGAAUGUUAGUUUCUUGACUGAAUGUUUUGUUGCUUGUCUGAAUACUGCUAUUACCUACAUUCAGGGCCAAGGUGUUCAUAGUGAAAAAUAAAUAAUUAAAUAAGGCUGAGGUCUUUGAUUCA